Messenger RNA from Lytechinus pictus (painted urchin), 3948 nucleotides. Its product is annotated as polyprenol reductase-like. Gene Ontology annotation, molecular function: 3-oxo-5-alpha-steroid 4-dehydrogenase activity. Bases 50 to 964 code for a protein of 304 amino acids. Lineage: Eukaryota; Metazoa; Echinodermata; Echinoidea; Temnopleuroida; Toxopneustidae. Gene Ontology annotation, biological process: polyprenol catabolic process; dolichol-linked oligosaccharide biosynthetic process. The record is from RefSeq and is a predicted model, not a curated record. The transcript has 5 exons. Gene Ontology annotation, cellular component: endoplasmic reticulum.
CAAUUCGUGUCUCGCCGAUCCCAAUUACAUUUACAAUUCAAGUCUCAAGAUGGAUCUGUUAUCGUGGAUUUGGCUUGUUUUUACUCUGUCAUUUCUGUUUGUGAUACUUUCUUAUUCACAAACUGUGUAUAAUUGUUUACCGAACCUGUUGAAAGAUGUUGUUGUCUACGGAAAGCUAUUAGACCCCCGGAAACGGACCAGUAUCCAGCAGUUUCUGCUUGUACCAAAGAGUUGGUUUGUCCAUUUCUACAUCCUAUCUUUCAUCUGGAAUGGCUUUAUUUUGAUGAAUAUUCUUCAGUGUACUCUCCAAGGCUCAGUCUUGCCAGAUUGGUUUACUAAGAUGAUCACAUUUCUGACAAAGUAUCCCGUAUCACACCCUUCAGCUGAUCUACUCACUGUCAUAAUAGCCAUGGCAGUCAUUGUUAUCCAUGCACACAGGAGAAUCUAUGAAUGUGUUGCCAUCAGUGUAUACUCCAACUCUAGUAUUCAUAUAAGUCACUACAUCACAGGCAUCAUGUUUUACUCAUUUAUUGGCAUCAGUGUUGUGGCAGAGGGACCAAGUUUUAGUGUAAAAGGUGAAGCUAUUCAAGCACUGGAUCUUUUGAAACACAUCCGCUGGUAUCACAUAGCAGGCUUAUUAAUGUUUAUUUGGGCCAGUUUGCAUCAUCAUAGAGCUCAUGUCAUCUUUGCUAGUUUGAGAAAAACAAAGAAAGAUGUUAGCCGUCAUAUGAUCCCGCAAGGAGAUUGGUUUGACUACGUCUCAUGUCCCCACUACUUUGCGGAAUGCCUCAUCUAUGCUUCUCUUGGGGUCAUCCUUGGUGGUUAUCAUACAACAUGGUGGUUAGUCCUUGCUUUUGUGUUUUCCAAUCAGAUAGCUGCAUCGACCAAGGUCCACCGGUGGUACCAGGACAAGUUUGAAAGUUACCCUAAAGAGAGGAAGGCCUUUUUCCCAUUCCUAUUUUAAUUUCUCCUGAAGAUUCCUGGUUAACUCUAGACCAGACUUUUCUACCUGUUGAUAUUGUGAUCAAGGGGAAAUGUUGGCAAUUCAUCAGUAAUCAACAAUGGUCAAUCAAGAUCAUUGUUUAAUGUGCAUUCUGUUCAAAACACUGAUCAUGAACCAAUCAGGGUUGGUCUUUCAUAUUUGCAAUCCAUCUCAAACCUUUUGUGUGCUGAGGCCCAGCUAGGUCCAAACCUCACAUUACAUCACAUCACAUCAGGUACAGAAAUGAAAGACUUCUCCUGUUCAUUUUCCGGUCUUCUCUCCGGGUAUUUUACAAUUAAUCUAGACAGUUUGAACUGUCUAGAUUGAAUUGUUUGAGUCAAAUCUUAAACUAUGGAAAUUUAGCCAGCCACAUCAUUAAUAAUAUAGAAUAUGUAUGUCUGAUCAUUGUGCUUUCAAGAGAUAAUUUAUGCUUUUGUAUGCAUUGCAAAUGUGAUUGAUGAACAUGAUAUGUGACAAACAUUAAUUCAAUUUAAAGUUGAAAUUUUUUGAAUUUUACUGAACAAAGAAGACCAUUCUAUAAGAAAAGGGAUCUGUCUUUGCCUAUCAAUAUUAAUUUUUAUCUAAGUCCAUUAGAGGAAUUUAGCAUUUCCCCCAAACACUCCAGUGUCUAAAACUAAAUUGCUAUUAUGUGCUAUACAUUAUCAUGUUUCUUGACAAGGUAAUCAUAUAAAUGAUGUUUUAUCUUGAGAUCUUGGAUUGUUUAUUUUUCAGCAUGCUACAGUGUAAUAGCAAUAGGACAACAGGGAUUAAGAUUAUUUGCCUAAUGACUUGGAGGCAGGGACAGAAUAAAGACAAUGCUAUAGGCUUAGUUUUAAAAAUAAGUUUUAAUCAUUGUGUUUCUGUACAUACAAUAAGAAAUUGUACUUGUGCAAUAAAUUUUUUUUUUUUCUAAUUUACAAUGUUUUUCUUGUAUGUCAAUACGGAAAAAUUUAAUCUUGUGAUAUAUUUUAUAGAUCUCCCAAAUAAUUUGAGUAUAACAGGGGAGGCAUCUCAGUUAUGUGGCAAUCCAGGAAUAUAUUUAUUGGUAUUCAAAGGGUACAUACUACACACAACCUGGGGGUGUUUUACAAAGAUUUAAGUAUGACUUAAGGCCACCGCACACCUUACGACUAUUCGCGAUCCGAUUUUUGAACAAAUAGCAUUUUGCUCAUUUUCUGAAAAUACGAAUGGAACAUAUCAUUUUAUUUGAGGUAAAAAUUAAUUGAAAGAAUACUAAUAUAACCAUUUUGAAAGAUUGGAAGCCUUUACUUUGGAGUAGAGGCCAAAUUAGUUUCAAAUCGUAGCCAAUCGUACGACUGCUAUGACGUCAUUACGACUAGAUAUUAAAUUCGCUUUUAUUCUAAGAAGGAUGAUAGCACAGUCACAUAUUUGGGACAUCUGUAUUCGUAUGAUGAUUUAGAACAUUACACAUAAGAUAUUCCAAGUCUCAAUAUUAGCAUCAAAUUCUACUACAUUUUAUUAUGAAAUCGGGUCGCAGACCAAUCGUAUGGUGUGCGGUCGCCUUUAGAGUCGCACUUCAAUGCCGACACACACAUGAUAUGUAACAUACAAUCUGAUUGAUGGAUAUGCGGUAGUACGUGUCCUGUGCGCAUGAUCUGACCAAUGUGGUGAUGUCUUCUAUACCUUACGCAACUGGGAAUUUAAGUGCGACUCUAAGUCACUCUUAAAUCUUUGUGAAACAUCCACCAGGUCUUUUAGCAAAAUUUCUGCUAAGUAUUUAAGCCUGAUAGCCAUGGUUUAGUCAAAUCUGGGUUUACUUAGACCACACUUUUAUGGAAUGCCAAGUUAUUUGUUCUGCUGGAAAUAGUUGUCAAAAAAUUAAUUUGAGUUGUGAAAUGGAAAGAAUAGGAAAAUGCAAAAUAUCAUGAAUUUUGAUGAAUUAAUUGAUAAAAUAUAAUGUGGAAGAAGUAUUAUGAAGUCAGCAUUCCAUAGAAGUGUGGUUUAAAAUUCUAGUUUAGACGAGGGCUAAACUUAGGUUUACCACCCAUGGAGGUUUAAACCUAACUCCUGUUUUGAAUAGCCUCUGUGAAUUCAACAUGGGCACACUAGUAUGUUCAUAGCAAUGGUAUCCAGGGUUAACUGAGAUCACACUUGUAUGGAAUGCUAGCUACCAAAUCAUUUACCAAGUUCAAAUGAUCUUAAUCCUUAAGUGAAAGGCUUAAAUUUUUUUAGUGAUGGUAGAAGAAACAUGAUGUGAGUAUUCAAUGGAUUUCUAUCAUUUUAUAUUGUGUCACUGCCAUGAAUAUCGAGGAAGGAAGAUAAAUCCUAGCAUUUCAUAGAAGUUUUUUAAACCUGGGUUUAAUUUGCAAAAAACCAUCAAUUAAAUUUAUCAUGUUUAUACUCACUUGCUUGUAAUUAUGGUCAUCAAACAUGGCACUGAAUUACCACUUAUACAUCUCAUUCACUUAAAUAUGAAAAUAACAAUUUUAAAAAAUAUUGCCUUGCCAAGGUAUUAGCUACAUGAAGUAAUUCUGACUUUACCAAUUUUCACAGGUAAGUGAAAAAUAAUUUUGCCAAAAUUGUGGUAUUACUAUGGUAGACCAUAACUAGCUUCCAGAAAUUGCAAUAUUGGGAGAGGGUAGGUCAACAUGGGAUGAUCAGGAUUGUUUAUAUUUUCUGGAGUGUCAUCUUGGUAAAUGUCCAGCUUGGUGUUCAUAAAAUAUUAAAUUCAAUUUUACUGGAACAAUAUACUUUCUCCAAUAAAUGUACAUGUAAAGGUAACUAGUAUCAAUCAAACGUUGAGGUUGGUUCAGCUGUAAAGUUUUAUGUGGUAAUUUUAAGGCUCAUCUUAGGAUGCCAUUAAAUUUGUAUCAUGUUUACAACUUUUACGAAGUGAUUUUUUUUAGAUAACGUAUGUAAUUCUGAUUGAUUUAACUGAAAUGACUAUAUGCCAUUGAUACAUUUCUGAUUAAAAGUGCCAUAAAGAAGUUAUUGGCGUCCAUGUC